GUAGGCGUGGAUCACGUUGUUACUUCCCGGGAACAGAAACGCUUCAACUCAGCCGACAUUCAAGUCUGUACAAACCGUAAAAAUGUUUUUAAUUAGUAACAUAUAAACUCCAGCUCAGUAUGACAUCGGUUUUCAAGUAACUGGUAGCUUUUUGACAAUAGUUUUAAGCGCAGUCCUGAGUCCCCGGAAUGUUUGGAUGCUAACGCUAGCUCGCUAGUUAAGCGACAUACCGGAGGAAACUAUCGAUAUUUUAACCAAAAGAAAAAAUGUCUGCGGGACACAAGGCAAGCUGGAUACUGACAGGCACCACGGUCGCUUGUGUCACCGCUCUGUAUGUGCCCUGCGUGCAGAGGACUGUCCCCGGUGGAGACUCGGGAGAGCUGAUCACCACUGCUUGUGAGCUGGGGGUGGCCCAUCCUCCAGGAUACCCACUCUUCACCCUCCUAGCUCGUCUGGCUAUGUGUCUGCUGCCAUCGCUCUCUCCAGCGCACAGUGUCAACCUGAUGAGUAGCCUCUUGGGGGCUGCAGCUUGUGGUGGCCUCUGCAUUACUGUCUGCAGGUUGGCAGGUCCUGGUCCUGGAGCAGUUCUGGCUGGAGGGCUGUUUGCUGUGUCCAGACUCAGCUGGCAGUGGUCCAUGGUGGCAGAGGUCUUCACCCUCAACAACCUUUUCGUUGGCCUUCUCUUCUUCUUGACCGCCAGCUUCCAUUGUGCUGAAAGCGCCACGCAGAGGAGGAAGGUUGCACACUGGGGCGCAUUAUGCUGCGGCUUGGGCCUCUGUAACCAGCACACCCUGGUGCUGUAUGUGUUGGUCAUCGUUCCCUGGGUUCUUUAUCGACUCUACUCUCAGAAGGAGCUGUCUUUUCAUGGCCUUUUGUCUCUGGGAUUGUGUUUCCUCGCUGGUUUUCUGCCGUAUAUCUACCUGCCCAUCUCAUCCUACCUCAACACAGCCCGCUGGAGCUGGGGGGACCAGACCACCCUGUCAGGACUGCUGAUCCACCUGUUAAGGAGUGAAUAUGGCACAUUCAGUCUCGCAAAGACAGAAGGCUCUAUGAACCUGACCACAAUGUUACAGGCCCAGCUGGACCACUGCCUGGCAGAACUUUCACCUCCUGUGUUGGUGCUGGCAGGAAUAGGCGUCGUCCUCUCCUCGCGGGACAGGACCUGCCGCUCGGUGUCCUGGCUGUUGACUGCCAUGCUGGUGGUCUACUCACUGUUUUUUGCUUGGAGAGCUAACCUGGACAUCAGCAGACCCUUGCUGCUUGGAGUGGUUGAGCGUUUCUGGCUCCAGAGUGACGCUGCGGUGUGUGUGCUGGCAGGCCUCGGCUUGAGCCGGACUCACACUGAGCUGGAGAGGAGGCUCGGCCAUGGGGGGGUGUGGAAGACCACAGGCUGGCUUCUCACUGUAGCUCUGCUGGCACAUAUGGUGCACACCAAUCACAGGGAGUGUGAUCAGAGCAGUAACAGUGUGGUGGAGAGGUUCGGCAGGGAGCUUCUGGCCUCCGUCCCAGCAGACUCCAUCAUCUUGACCAGAGGAGACCUGCCCGGAAACUCUCUGCGUUACUUAUACUACUGCCAGGGACUACGACCCGAUGUCCGCCUGGUCGACCAGGAGAUGAUGACAUACACUUGGUAUGUGGCCAAGCUCGCCCAGCACCACCCUGGGGUCCACUUUCCCGGCCGCUGGUGGGAUCCGGUGCACCCUGAGGAGAAAGACACCUUCAGCCUCGAGCAGUUUCUGUCCCACAACCCACAGAGGGAUACGUUUGCCUGCAUCGGGCUGCCUGAUGGAGAUCUAAGCUGGGAACGUAGUUUCUCUCGCUGGCCCCUUGGUGUGUGUGAUUACUUAGUACCUGUUCAGAAGCAGUUUCACCCUGAAGACUGGGCUCAUCGCACUCGCAGCAUCUACAACUGGAGCGAGCCUUACAACAGUUUCCAUCCUGCUUCCUGGGAGCGUGUCGCUAAUGAGGAAAUGUGGCAAGCCAGGAUGAAGACGGCUUUCUUUCUGUUUGACCUGGCAGAAAGGAUGCAGGGAGAGGGGAAAGCUCGCCUCUUUGAGCUGUCUUACACUCUGUAUAAGGAGAUUGUAGGGGCGCACUCAGACUACCCGCCAAACUGGGACAAGAACCUGGCACUGGCUUGCGAGAGGCUGCUCCGCUCAGGUCACCGGGGCUACAGUCCAGACAGCCUGCUGACCUGCAGCGCCCAGCACUUUAGUCUCUACUUAGAGAAGGAACCCACUGAUCCCCAGGCGCCCGCCAUACGCUCGGCCAUUACACACCUGCUCAAAGAGAGAGACAGGCUGCGCCAGAGCCGGAAGCAAACGCCAUGAUGAAGAUCCAGAGGGACGGACGUGGAGCUGGCAGACUGAGCGUGUGCCGUGAGCCCAGCUGAAGUGUCGGGCUGUGGGAAUUAAGUCUGAGCCGGUGUGCCUCUUCUCACGGUGGUCCUCCAGAAGGAUACAGACUGAUGCAGUGGUGUUUGGUUUGGCUAAAUAUACUUGGCCAAAUCACAUUCAGAAAUGGGAAUAAAGGAUAUUGCCAAUGCAUAAAUACUCAAGUUAUCAAACUACAUCAUCAACUCUGUGUAGCUGACAUACUUGCACUUACUCAUUUGAUGAAUGUUUACAGUGGACCCCGGACAGAGCGUGACUUCAGGAAGCCUUGACUGACCUCAGUCUAGCUCUGCGUGCUCCACUUGAGGUCACCCAUUCAAUUGCUCUAUCGUUACAUCUCUUUCUUUUUCCUUUCCUAUUCUGCUCUCAGAGCUUUUAACGUGCUGAUUAUUUUGCCUCAGCCUCUGCUCCACUUCUCUUUUUCUCACAUUAGGAUGGCAGGGCCGAGAUUGAGGGAAACCCAAUUUGGGGGCAGAAAUGGGGGAUUAGAGCAGCUGUUUAAUCUAGGACAGACUUGCGCUGUGCCACGCAGUCCUCACUCCACAUCAACAGCACUGCACACCCACCCACCCCUCCGUCCUUCCAUCAGUCUAUCUUAGAUGGUCCUUUAAAUGUUUAAAACUAAUGGAUUCGAUGAGUGUUUUUUUUUCCUCUUUUCCUUCCUAACAGGAGGGCUAUAAUCCCUCAUGGAUUUAAACGAAAUGUGAAAUGUCACAAUGCCAGGGACCCUUUUAGAGGUGCGUUAGUGUGUGUGUGCGAUUUGUGUGUGUGUGUAAACAUGUUUAAAUCUCCACUCAAACCCUGUCCCUGACAGAGCUGUACAUAAACAUAUUCGAUAAAUAGAUCGGCACACUGAAAAGCAAAAUGCUUUGAUCAUUAGAGAAGCACAAACUCAUGCAAACUCCGGGGACAUACAUAGACACAAGACUAUCAGCUUCCAACUCGGAGGAAAAUGGACUUUUAGCUUUGUGAGCAUUGGAGAGAAAGGUUGGCAAACAAACCACAGUGGACCAGGGAUCCACACCCUCAUGUCUUUGUAUGUCUUUGACGUGUUCUCAGGAUCUGACACCUCAGUUACACUGUUUUUGUAAAUUUUAGUGUUGAUGUUAAUGAGUUUUGUGCCAUGAAAUUUGUUUUCCAGAGGUCAAACCAGCAUAUUGCCAUAAGCUUUAUAAAACACUGCUGAAGCAGCCUGCUGUUUGAGAUACCACUCGAAAGCGAAGGACAGUAAGUGCAUGUGUAGUUUUUUCAGAAAGUAAUCUGCCCUCUCUGUUCGCAGGCCUGGUUAGCGGCUGUCAGCUGGCUGGAUGAUGAGGUUCGACCUGCUGUAGCACAGAUGGUUCAGUUUCUCAAAAAAAAGGGAAAACUGUCACUCUUCUUUCUACAGAUUAAAUAUUUCAAUAAAGAUGCCUUUUUAAAUAGA
This is a messenger RNA of Acanthochromis polyacanthus (spiny chromis), 3816 nucleotides long. It is a transcript of the gene tmem260, whose product is annotated as transmembrane protein 260. The record is from RefSeq and is a predicted model, not a curated record. Bases 267 to 2330 code for a protein of 687 amino acids. Lineage: Eukaryota; Metazoa; Chordata; Actinopteri; Pomacentridae. The transcript is spliced from 16 exons.